Molecule: messenger RNA, 5078 nt
Organism: Hypanus sabinus (Atlantic stingray)
Lineage: Eukaryota; Metazoa; Chordata; Chondrichthyes; Myliobatiformes; Dasyatidae
Exons: 6
Coding region: 131-559 (142 amino acids)
Source: RefSeq, a predicted model, not a curated record
GCAACAUGUUCAGUCUUGCUCUGACGUUCGAAGCUGCACGAAUGCCACAGUUAUCGUCAGAUGCCCUAACUUUUACCUGGCAAAGUUUCAAGAUCUUGUUAGAAUUUUUCUGUGGUGAUUACAAGGUAUCAUGUUUAUCACAGUGUUGUUUGGAGAUAAUGAGCAUGCUCAUUUCAAUAUAUUUUGCAAGACCCGAGUUCUGUUGGAUUACAUCAAGCAGAGCUGCCACUGCGAGACUGAAGCUGAGAUUGGUCUAGCAGAUGAACAUGGAGAGGUGCAAAAUCUAUUACAAGCCCAGCAUGGCUGUGCUUCUGAUAUCCUGACUGCAAGAGAGGCCUAUGUUCUUCUGGGUGUAAACAGACCUGCCAGUCCCUCCAAAUCACGCUAUACACCUUUACUUAACAAUGAUUAUAUUGUCAAUUCAAAAUUCUUAGCUAAGCUAGGAAUCCAAGUGGAGUCGCAAAGUCAGUCCCAAGGGAAAGCAAAGAGGCUGCAAAAGAUGUCUGUAUCACCAUCUUCCUCUCUUUCAUUCAUUUCAGAUGGGCAUCAAGAUCGCUGAGAACUCAAAUACAUAAUAUAAUUUAGAGACAAGAAAGUCAAAUCUACUCCAAAUCUUUAGAGAUUGCCGUGGUUAGAAAUCCUAGUUCAAAGUACAUUUAUUACCAAAGUAUGUAUGCUAUAUACAACUUCGAGAUUUGUUUUCUUGCAGGCAGCCACAAAAACAAAGAAAUAUAAUAGAACUGAUUAAAAAACCAAACACAACAAAGACCAUCAAGCAUCCAAGGUGCAAAGAAAAAGAACAAAUUUUACUUUUUUUAUUGUGUGUCCAAUAACAUACAGAAUACAAACCGCAGAGUCCCCUAAAGUGAAUCCACAGCUGUAGUCAGUUCAGCUUUGCAGCUGGUUCAGGAGGCCAAGGGCUGCAGGCCACAGCCACAGAGCCAAUUUAGUGCUGAGGUGUGUAAGCCUCAUGGAGUAGUGAGCUGAACACUGAUUCAUCCUUCACCCACGGCCUUGACGCCCUGAUCUUUUAAAAUCAGGAUUGGCACUUUAAUUGGCCAAACAUCAUUCGUUUUUCACUCUCGGGCCCCAGCCCUGCUGCUUCGAUCUGGCCCCAUGUUUGCUUCAGCAAUGGCUAAAUAUCAGUUUGUUUUUUAGCCCCCAAGCCUGGGCCUCACUGCUUUGAUCCAGGCCCAAGCUCCACUGACGACCACCACAACCGUACCUGCAAUCUCGAGUAUCCAGUUUGCUGAAUCUUUCAGGAUACCACAAAAACGCUAGGACAUACAGAGGGUUCAAAAUCACAGUUUCCAAAGGGAAAGUACAGGCUGCAGAUUGCAGUGUCCAUAGUCCAGAAAGAGUAUAAGGCCAACAAAACAUAAAUCAGACAUUGGAAAGUUCCUUUUUCAAAUCCAUAUAUUUGUCUCUUGGUAAAUAUUGAUGGCAAAAUCCUGGAAUUAUAAAUCAUCAGAAACUCACUGAUUAUAUUAAACAAUAUGUAUCAAAAGUCAAAAAAACAGUCAUAGAUGAACACCAAGAAUUGAAUUGAAAGACAAUAAUUCUGGUAGAUGUGAGGAAUAGAAUUCCAUAUAAUUUGCAGAUUUGCUCUUGUCCAUAUAGUUUAAACCUAUUUUGAGACGUUUCCUGAGAUUUAUCAGAAAAUUGAAGAAUCAGACAUUACAUUCAAAGUGACACCUAAUUGCAUUGUGAGCAGCACCAGUCAGCUUUUAGAUCUAAUUAAUUUUAAAACAGAGGUCCCAUCAGUGAAUGAUCUCAGAAAACGUGUCAAGCUUUAGGCUUUCAUUUCAGUCCAUCUAAAAUGCAUCAAAAGGCACUUUAACAAUACCAAAAUAUAAAAGACUCUUGAGUGUGACACUGAGUUCAGAUUUGUACACGGUGCGGUUCUGUUACCUAAAUCCUUCUCACUCACCACUCCAGGUUCAACUUAAGCUGUAUGAAUAGCGUCUCUUUCAUCAACAUUCAAUGGAACUUCCCUGCCCUGCAGCAUUAUGGUAGAACAAGACUCCAAGAUGCGUUCCAGUUCUCCCUUCAGCACCAAGAGAAGGCCUUCGUCAUAUGGAUUGUCUUAUGAAUGAAAAGCUAAAAAUUAAAGUGAUUUAGAUAAGCAUGUCUGCCUACAAGUACUUAUAUCAUAUUUCUCACUAUAGAGGCAGUGGCCAUGCAGCCCAUCGUGUUUGCUGGGUCUUAGCAAAACUCCAUUAGUCAUGUUGAUUCCAUGCAAAUGGCGCCUCUCACAUGCUCAUCAACUCUACCCCGAUUCCUCUACUACCCACCCACACUAGGGGCAGUUUAUAAUUGCUGGCUGAUCUACCAACCAGUACAUCUUUGGAACAGGAGAGGAAACCAGAGCACACAUGGAAAACCCACACAGUCAUGAGGAUGAUAUUUAAACUUCACCAAGGAUCAAGAUUGAACUAGGGUCAAUGCAGUUAAAAAGCAUUGGCACUAACCGCUGCACUAGCAUGCCUUGCAUAGUAUGUCAUUUAUUAACCAUUGUGCGCAACAUUGCAAUAAGGCCUAAAGAUCUAAUUCAGUAUGAGCACAGCUCUUCUAUUUAAGCAUAACACACUACCUGUAGCAAAUCCCAUCAGUAACAUAAGCUCAGAAAAUGAGGUGUAUUGUAUUUGAUUUUGAGUUUAUCUAAAAUGUUCCAACAGGCAGCUAAAUAUCAUACUACCACAUUCAACACAAAGCUUAGAAUUUUUAUGUUAAUAUUAGAAAAGUGCAAACAUUUCAUUUUUAAAAACAGUAUGAAUUUAUCCCAAAUAUUCCAGCACCAGCAAGUUGCGUGAUCAUUUUCUUGGUGAUCUUAUAAAGAUUACUUUUCCCACAAUAACCAUGGUUGUUGUCAUCUCUGUGGCAGGUAUAAGAUACAAAAUGACAUGCCUUCAGAAACCUCCAUCUGUGUAGAUCAGUUCCAAUCAAUACUGCAGAUUUCUGGGCAUAAAAAAAUUAUGAGAGUAUAACUUAUCUGUAGUUACCCAAAUAAACUUUUUUGGUCAUCCAUCAAACCUACAGUCCUAAUAAAUCUCUACCAGCAAAACAGAACUCGUUGCAAAAUCUCGACAUCUAUUUUCUAAGACAGCAAAUUCACAGUGAGGCCAGGCUCAGCAAGGAAACAAUCUACACUGCAACUCACAGUCAGUCUCUAAUAAAUAUUGGUCAUUUGAUAUACUUUUAAGAAUUAUGUGCGAUAUGCAGUAUGACUUUGAAUACAUUGCUUUAUCAUUAUUUCAAUGAGAUGAUUAUUGUUUGCCAGCAGUUAAGGAUAUUUCAUUCAAAGUUUUAUCCCAUUUGCUUGCCUUACAAACAGAAAUAGAGAGGAGGAUUUGUGAAUGCUGCACCAUCACUGAAAAUGUCUCUCAUAUUUACUAUUUCUCUUGUUAUAUUUUUACACUGUCAAUGCAGUUUAUAUGCUCUCAAAUAUACAUGAAUGAUAAUUAAAUGAAUUGAAAUUGCAUUCAAAAAGAACAUGUGAAAUAGAACAUAGAAUACUAUUACACAGCACAGGCCAUUCAGCCCAAGAUGUUGCGCUGAUCUUGAUGUCAAUUUAUACCAAAUGUCCUGCUCCUGUGUAUCGUACAUAGCCCUCCAUUCCCUUCAUUUUCCUGCGUGUAUCUAAAACCCUCUUAGGCAUCACCAGACUAUCCGCUUCCAUGACUAACCAGAAUAACCUAUUCUGGACACCUACUACUUUCUGUAUAAAAAAUGUGCCUCUCACAUCACCAUUCAGUUUCUCACUCAUAUAAGCAUUUCUACCUUGGGGAAAGGAUUCUGACUAUCAACCUUAUCUAUGCCUCCCAUACUUUUAAAGGGUUCUAUCAGAUCUCCCCGCAACCUCCAAUGCUCUAGAGAGAACAGCACAAGUUUAUCCAACCUUUCCUUACAGCUCAUACAUUCUCAUCCAAGCAGUAUUCCAAUAAACAUCUGCAGCACCCUCUCCAGUUUCCACAUCUUUCCAAUAAUAAGACAACCAGAAUUGCAUGCAGUUCUCCAAGUAUCUUCUAUAAAGCUGCAGCAUGACUUCUUACUAUUGAGAAAUAUACCUGACAUAAUCACUAUACAUACCUGAAAUAUAACCACUAUGUACUGGCUAUUUACUAUACUAUGUAAUCACUUCUAUGUACUGAAUAUUACUCUGUAUUAGUUUACUAGACACAUUUUGCUAUGUAUUGUUUUAACUAGAUACCUUGUAUUCUCUUAGCUACAUACUUAAAGAACACCUGUUUAGCUAACAGCACUAAUUAGCUGAAAUGUACCCCAUAUAUUAUACAAUAGAAUGGCUUAUGAAGAGAUAACGGUGGCAGACAGGAUAGUAUGAACAGGAACUGUAAUGUGAGGGAGGUUAAGGGAGGCUGACUGAGAAACAACCGUGGCCAGAAAUGAGGCCCAAGAUGUGAACUGGAAAGAAAUACUGGUGGUGCACCGAGAGCUAGGCAAGAGCGAUAGAUUAGUUAAUGUAUAGAUGAUAUGCAACUAAAAAUUGAUUGGGUAUGCUGAUAAAACCGAAAUGUAACUGAGAUAAGAAAUUACUAUAAAGAAUGCUGUACACCGGAGCUCGGUGGGCUUUCGGUGACAAGUUCAUUGAUUGCCUCAGCCUUUGUUUGCAAAAAAAGGUUUAAAUUCUCGAAGAAUUGUCUGCGUCUCCUGGUCAUUUCAAGUAACCACAACAUUACCAAGCAUGCCAGCACAUACAGCAUCAUUACCAACUUAUCUAUUUGUGUAGCCUCUUUCAGUGUACUCCAUCCAUCUUUAUAUUCAUUUGAACGUGACAAGAAUAAAACUGACUGUAUGCAACUGACAUCAGCAAAAUGGCUCAUUUCUAGGUCCUUCAUGGGUCUUCCAAAUCAAAGUAUUUCACCAGAUGUGAAAAUCUUUGAGACAUUCACACACAGUGAAAAGCAAUAUUUAAAUGAAGUUUUUUUCUUUCUUUAUAAUCUUAGUAAGCACAGACAGACUGAAGGUUGGUCAAAUGCUUUUGCUCCUUAACUGAACUACGUAGAGAAUAUACUGUGUGUUAUCUGGAAACUUAAAAUUCUACUGUGCUUUCCAACUUG